UAUGUCUUACUGAGGUAAGACGUUUAGAGUGGUCAAGGAUGAAUGACCACAACUAUGGUUAUUGAUUUUUGAGAAGAAGUCUCUUCAGUCAACACACAUACAGUGAUGAAGACAAACUUGACUUGAGUGUGAACAUAGUUGGUGAUCAGUCUCUAUAUUAAAAAACAAAACAAAAACAGUACUACUACCUCAAGUACCGGUAGUACUUGAAGUCUGCAACCUUGAAGUCUGACAAGAUGCCUCAUUCAUAGAUUUUGAUUCUAAAUUCAGAUUUGAUCCUAAAUUCCAUUGGAUUUAAUCCUUCAUCAAAAGUGAGAAACAAAUCUGCAUUUAUAAAGGUAGAAACUGAAGUGAAAGUGUUGCGUAUGCCAACCAUGCAUGUGUACAAACUAAUUUGUAAUUUACUGAAAAUAGUCAUACUAUUACAGUCUAUGCCUACCACACACAUGCUUUCUGAGAGCAUGCUUGAAUUUUCUUGCCCGUUGAUGACGAGUGCUGUAGGCCUACUUCUUCUAAAAUAUAAAGAGAAAUCUGUGUGUUCUGACACACUGAGCUGUGGUGCUUGUGUUCGAAUCCUAUUCUCCACUGUUGUCUGAAUAAAUGUGGCAAAAAGACCACAAAUAAAAUGAAAACAUAUGUUCCAUUGAAAUGACUUUACAUGGACGUCAGUGCUUUUAUCCAAAAAUGACAUUUUCCAGCACCACAUCCAACAUAUGGCAUGCUUUUAGAUCUCCAUGUCUCAUUUUCAAUCCUAUAUGUAAAUAAAGGCUCGCCGAGUUCGGUAAUUGCACUAUUAUAAAUCAUUAUAUUGUGGUUUGUGUGUUAAUUUCUUAAUCGCUGGUUCCCAGUGGAUUGUAGACUGAAACGCAGACAAGGGACAGAUGAUAAAAGAUGGCAGGGAGCUGUCUAAACACACCAGUCCCUGUCAGCGCAGAUGGAGGCUGAAUGGCAGACUGAAAGAGGAAAGGGAUUUUCUUGGCAUUAAAAUCUUUCUUUUCUUGGCAGACCGCUCACUUUGCUGGUUGUGAAGGUCUAGGGGCGGAAAAUUGGCUUCUCAGACUCACAGAUGGUCUAAGGCUCGGUCUACACAUCCACACACGCACACACACAUGCAAACUUUGAGUUUUUGGUACACCAUUGCAGUUCUCCCCUCCUUUUUCUCUCCUCUCGUUUGCCAGUAAAUGUUUGUCAGCUAAUCUUGUCAUCGAGUGUGUAUUACACAAGCGAGUCUGUCAAAAUUGCACUUGUACUGUCACGUAAGCCAAACUCACACCACAAAAUUUUGACCUCUUGAGUAUGUGUGUUUGAAAAAGUGUCAGCGCUGUCACUGCUCCCUCUCCAUAUGUUCACAUGCAGAAAGCAGAGUAUGAAUAUGCACACACAUGCACACAGUGAGCCAUUGAAGUCCUUGUCUCAGAUUUUAAUUGACAAUGUGGCACUAUGUUGCCAGGCAGAUUGUUUCUGCACACCUGUACUAUCCUUAUUAAUAUAUUUUUCUCAGCAGAGAGACACGUGAGGUCCCAGCUGACACUAUUAUCAGAGGAGUACUUGAAGUACUACUUCACUAUACUUGAGUAACUGAAUACUUUUACUCAAUUGCAUAUCUAAGAAUAAUAAUAAUUAAAUGGUACAAAGUGUAUGUUUUUAUGGUAAAUGUCACGCAAAUCUAUCCUUAAUCUUAUUAAGAAUAGCUCUGUAUGUCUUACUGAGGUGAGUCAUUUGGACGAGUCAAACAUGAAUGACCACACUAUGGUCAUUGAUUUUUGAGAGAAAGCGUCUCUAAAGUCACACAUGUAGAGAUAAAGAAACUUGACUUGAGUGGAAACACAGUUGGUGAUCAGUCAGCUUAUGCUAAUUUUGGGUUUCAGGAUAUUGGUCUCUUAACAUCUGCUUUACUCUAGAUUCUUACAUAAUUGAGCAAGUUAGAAUUUUUGAAUUAAACAAUUUUGGAAGUUUAUGUACCUAAGUUAGUUUAAUGAGAAAACCUGUUGUGUGUCUUGAUUUCAUCAUUUGCAUCUAAAAUCAGAUACUUUGUUCUACGUUUGAUGACAAAUGAUCUUUGUGGGUUUUAAGCUGUAUACAAACCCAACAGAGCAACAAGAAAAGCCUAGUAAAGUUAGUAAAGCUAAUAGGCUCAGUAGUUUCUGCAGCACGAACACAAGCAUGUAGUCCGCCAUUGUUGUUGUUGUUGCUGUUAUGUGACGUAGCAGUGUCUGACUAGGGUCGAAACGUGGGGUGAUGACAUCAUCCUUUCACAAAAUAUAUAGAUUGGCUGUACACACGAAAACAAAAAGGUGUAGUUUUCAGAUUGAUCCAUUCUGGCCAUGGCCGUGUUAUCCUAAUGUGCAACAUGGGCUGCAGCUCAGGGCCCCGAACACUAGGGGACCCCUGAGUUAAUUCUCUUUUGCAUUUUAGGGUUGCCAACCGUUCCGUAUAAUACAGAAUCGUCCCAUAUUUAAGGCAUCAGUUUGUCCCGUAUUUGCAGACAUACGCCGUAUGACCACCUAGACCUAACAAAUAACAAAUACAUUUUUCUUUUUCCAAAUCAUUGUUUGGAUUGCAAAUGCAGUUGAAUCUUCUGCCGCCUAGUCGCUCUUGCUUCACAGCGUGUGGGACUCGUGUUUUGAUUUCUUCAAAUCAGUUUGGUCGAAUGCAAAGACAUCAUUAUUGAUCGUAAGCAGAACAUCCAGCUAGAAAACACACUAUAUACCUUUUACUAUUUGCAAUAGUUGGACUGAGGCUAGUAUGGAAUAACCUUCCUUUAUCUGUGAAAGCUUCAAAUUCUGUCUAUGAGUUUAAAACUAAAUUGAAAUCUUCAGUUUCAACUUCAGGUGGUCCCCCCAAAGCUGCGUUAGCCCAGGGCCCCGCAAAGGCUUAACAUGGCACUGACUCUGGGACCCGAUUUCAAAACAUAGAAGUUUCGGGCUCCCAGAACGCUGGAUCCAUCUGGACGAAACGCCGAUAUGAUAUAAAAUUUCCACUUAUACAGCUAAAUGCGUCUCUGUGUGUAUGGAGCCUUAGUUUGUAGCUCUGUGGUCUCAGCCUCAGACAUCAUGCCCACGGACCGUUGGCUGAACGUCUGAUGCAUAUGGAACACAAAAGCGGAAACGCUUCUGGAGUUUCUAAGUCGUCAUCGGAUUGGUUGAAAUAUACGUGAUUUCCGGGAGACGUGUAUAAAACAAAGAUGCUGUGUGGCCAAACCCCUCACGAAAGAAGAAAGCCGCCGUGUUUACAACUGUGACUACGAACGCUUAUAAGGAACAGCUAAACGCUGGAUUUUCAAAAGGAUGUGAAAUAUUAAACUUUCGUGGCAUAGAAUCUUUAAAAUACGUCCGAGAGUUUUACACACUGGUCUGUUAUUGUGGCGACAUUUCCACGCCCCCAAAAUGUGAUGCUGAACGAAACAAACUGUGAUUGGUUGUUUGACAUGUCGGCCUUGGCCAAUAAAAGCUGCCAUGGAUUCCAGACCUUCAGCUGUCAUUCUGAAGGUCUGGCUACGCGAGACUAGAAGCUCUGUGUCUUCUUCAUUUUGUUCUCCUCAUGUUUCCGGUUGUGGCUAGAAGGGAUCAAGCUAAAACCGGAAGCUAACAAUAAAUUAAGUUUUCUACCUAUUAGAUUGUGUUUUAUUAACAUCUACUCCUACCCCAACCCUAGACCUACCCCUUACAAUAAUGCAAAAACAGUAAUUAAUGUUGUACAUUGUGACAAAAAUUACGCUAUAUUGAUGUGCACAGAAACUGUAUACCAUCUAUUCUUAAUCCAUGUUUCCCUGCUGCUCUGUUCCCUUGUUUGUUGGCAUAUUGGAGCACACCCAUCUGUUUUGUUAUUUCCCACGGUUACUCAUGAGUUCAUUGGUUCAACUCUGUAUGUAUAGCCUUCUCUUGUGCUUUGUCAGUCGUUUGUUUUAAUGCACCAAAUCAGCAUAUUAGAAUUUCUGAAGGAUCAUGUGACACUGAAGACUGGAGUAAUUUAAGAUACCUUUUACAUUUUUAAAAAUCUUUUUAAAAAUGUAUUCACAUAGAAAAAUAAUAUAUUUUAAAAUAAUAUUUCACAGUAUUACUGUUUUUACUAUAAUAAAAAAAUUCUUAAUUCUUGUAACCAAAUAGAGAUUUUAUUUAAAAACCUUUAAAAAUUUUAAUUAUUUCACAUUUUUUGACGGACAGUGUACAUUAUGUAAUCCCAUUAUCAUAGUAAUAAAUAUAUACAAUGCAAAAGAAUGGAAUUAAAUCGUCUGCAGCCAUACAGAUAGUGAAAGAAAUUGCAAAUGAUCGAGAUGAAUAGAACAAGUAAGUUGGAGACAGGGGCAGAGAAAUUGAAUUGCAAAGUCAGCGCUUACCUGACUGUCUCUCCCUCUUUGUCUCUCUUCACUCUCACACACAUCAUUCAUACUCAACAUUAUAGUGACGCAUCAGUGUGUAUGCAGGUCAGACCCCAGGUGUAAAUGUUCUCAUUCUAGCUCUUGUGUAUGCGCACUUGUUUACCUCGUGGCCGGUAGAAGAGGGGAAAACUGAAUGAUCUAUUUAUUUACAGCAUGAGGCUGCAGCACUAUUUAUGAUCCUUAAACGAUAAGCUUUCGGGAGACUCGUAAAAGAGAAGUGUGUGUGAGUGGGGCUUGACUCUAGUAAGGCAAGACUGGGGACAGGAAUAUUUAUUUAUUUGUUUAUGUUUAGAGGGAGAGGGGCAUUGUAGGAAUUCAGUAAUUCAGGGUGUGCUUUAUGAUCUCUUGAAGAUGCUCCAGGUCUUCAGGGUCUUGAGGUUUCUAGCUUGUGUAUCAAUUUUAUUUUAAGACCUGUCUGUUUAUCCCUUCUUUGAUGGAAAGCAAACGGUGUCGAGAUCUCCUGAUCUCCAGCACUUAUCUCCAGGGUCUUUAGCUCUGCUAUGUGUACGGUUUAUCAAUACCAUAAAAUUUUAGCUGUGAAAUAUUAUGAGUCUCAUCAAGGACGAAUCUGUCUCCUAGGAAACAUAUGUGCCUUGCAAACACACACACACACACACACACACACACACACACACACACUUGUACACUCAACCACACUGUUCACACCUUACAUAAACAUAGUACUGUUUCAGGGCUGGUCGUAUUAGAUGGUUAUACCGUUUUACAUACUGCAUUACUAUAUCAUGGUAUUUCUCCAAUAUAGAAUACUAUAAAUGACAAGAAUAUAAUUUGAUACAAAUACCAUAACAUUAUGGCUUUCUAGACAUACUGUAUCAUGUCCACAUAUGAUGUUACUAUGGAAACUUGUCUGCAUUACCAUUUCAUGUACCGUGGUAUUUACAUUGAGGUAGAAUACUGUGAAUAUCAAGAAUAGCAUCGAGUUACCAUGGUACAUGUCUAAGAAAAUCCAAGACAUUACCGCACACUACCAUAUAAAUUUUAGGGUCACACUGACAAAAGUGCACAUUGUUGUUACUCUAAAAAACAUAUUAUACUUGAUCCGACUUCAAAUAUUUACUUUUCUGUCUCUAAAGUAUAUUAGUUAGUUAAUUGGAAGUAAAAGUAAGUUUUGUUGGUGUAAUUUAAGUAUUUGCUUCAUAUCAAAUCAAAAAUUUUACAUUUUGUGAAACAUAUCGAUGGCCAUCUUGUUUUCCUCGCAACAAGACCGUGGCUGAGACACACUUCCACAGUAUCGGUGAGUGACUAUACAAAUUAAAUAACUUUGAUUUUAUUCUUACUACAGUUGAUAUAUACAGUAUGUAUAUGAUGAUUUUGUCUAAGUUAACUUGUUUACGGGUGUGUUUUGUAACACGUAACAUACAUGUGGCAGCACAUCCGCGCAUAUUUCAUUGGGCGGAUUGCAAAGUUAUUGACAUGUUAGAGUGAAUAAAAAAGCAUGGAUCAAUGAAAAAUAAAUAGCUUGAUAUUUUAAAAGCUAUAUUAGACGCGAAACCGAACUGAAAUCGUUCUUUUCAAAACGGUUCUCUGUACUCAUGCACCCGCAGCGCGUGCACGAGACCCGCCCAUUUGAAUCGCCAAAUAUAGGCUAUACAAAAUCUGUUGAAGUUUAACAUAACACAGUCGUUAUGUCUUAUGCGUAUGUAAACUUUUGGGAGAAAAUUAGAUGUGAAUCAAUAUAUUGGAUCCGUGCAUUCAGUUUUAAAGUUAAAGCAGCUUCUGCUGUCCCUGUCCUUAAUCAAUCAAUAAAAGAAAAACACGUGUAAGUUAUGUUUAAUUCAUAACGUAAAGAGAUUUAAAAAAAAAAAACAUUUGGUUAGUUUAUUCAAUAGUAUUUAUCAUUAAUGUUAAGCACAUUUGUAUCUUUGUUCUGUUGUAUUUACUGGUCCUGUUGCUUGCUCGUAUAACAUUAGUUCAUGUGUAUUACUGUUUACUUGUCUAUGCUUUUAUUUUCUUUUAAUCCAGAUGGUAAUGGCUAUCUAUUUUUUUUUUUUUUUUUAGGAAAGCUGUUUUUAAUGAUUCUUCACAACAGUUUGGAGAUGUAAUUGAGUCGUAGGACAACUACCCAUACUAGCCAAUAUCCGGACAAUUCCAAAGCAAUACAUACAUGUUCAAGGUCACCGUAGCCACCCGAUCCAGUCCGUAUCCAGAUCAGAUGGUCACUGCAGUCACCUGGAUCCAGUCCGUAUCCAGAUCAGAUGGUGGAUCAGCACCUAGAGAUGACCUCUACAGCUCUGAAUGUCAGCGGAGACCAGGACACCUAGUUGAGCCCCAGAGACAGAUUCCCAGUGAAGACCCUGUUUCCUUGACAGCCAUCGGGACAAGACAAUGGGAACCAGAUCCUCCGCACAAUCUGACGUUGUUGCAACCUAGAAUUAAACUGCUGGUCCCGUCUGGCCAGAGGAGAACGGCACACUAUUUCGACACACUAUUUCCCUUUUUUAAUACUGUAAAGCUGCUUUGAUACAAUCUGCAUUGUAAAAAGCGCUAUAUAUAUGUAAAUAACGGUGACUUGACUUGACUCUGCAAGUACAAGAAAAACCAGCCCUGCUUGGCAGAAAAAUUAAGUUUUUUUUCUGUUGGUUUGUUUCUACAGAUGGACACAGAAACUUCAAAAGUUAGGUUCACCCAAAAAUGAAAAUUCUGUCAUUUACUCACCCUCAUGUUGUUCCAAACCUGCAAGACUUUGGUUCAUCUCUGAGACAAAAAAUUAAGGAAUGAAACAUUUCCUCCUACGACUGUUGCAGAAAUGAAUCAAAGCAAUGAGACAUCUAGCCUCUCAGCCCAUUUCAGCCUUUGGGUUUCAGGCAUGAGAUUACAUGGACGUCUAACAGCAGUGCGACUUUGUCCUCAUGUGCGUCGAUGGAGCCGUGUGUGUCAGAUGAACAUUUCCAGGCUCACAGUCACGCUGAACACACCUUCAGACGCAUGGAGGCCUACCUGAGGACCAGGAAACUCUGUGAUGUUGUCCUCCUCGCCGGAGACCGCAGAAUACCAGCACACAGACUGGUUCUUUCCUCAGUGUCCGAUUACUUUGCGGCCAUGUUCACCAGUGAUGUCCGAGAGGCAAAACAAGAGGAGAUCAAAAUGGAGGGUGUGGAUCCAGAUGCAUUAUGGGUCUUGGUACAGUAUGCUUACACAGGGCGUUUGGAGUUGAGAGAGGACACAAUAGAGAGUUUGUUGUCGGCUGCCUGUCUUCUGCAGCUGUCUUCAGUGGUUCAGGCCUGCUGCAGUUAUCUAAUGAAACAACUCCAUCCCUCCAACUGUCUGGGCAUUCGAUCUUUUGCUGAUGCUCAGGGUUGCCUGGACCUCCAUAAGGUGGCACACAACUACACCAUGGAGCACUUCAUGGAGGUCAUGAGGCAUCAGGAGUUUCUGCUCUUGCCUUCAUGUGAGGUGGAGAAGCUUUUAGCUUCUGAUGACAUGAAUGUUCCAGAAGAGGAAACCGUGGUAACAGCUCUGCUUAGCUGGGUCCGCCAUGAUGCUUCCUCCCGUCAAUCACAGCUUCCUGCUCUUCUCGCUCACAUCCGCCUACCCCUGCUUAAACCACAGUUUUUAGCCGAUAUGGAGGCAAAUCCAUUGCUAAGGGACAGUGUGGAGUGUCAACGGCUGGUGAUGGAGGCCAUGAAGUAUCAUUUGUUGCCAGAGAGAAGGCCGCUUCUCCAGAGCCCGAGGACACGUCCACGCAAGGCCACUGUUGGGGCACUUUUCGCCGUGGGUGGCAUGGAUGCCACAAAAGGGGCCACUAGUAUUGAGCAGUACUGUUUACGGAGGGACACAUGGCGGCAGGUGGCUGUCAUGAGUGGAAGAAGGCUGCAGUUUGGCGUAGCGGUUCUUGAUGACCGCCUGUAUGUGGUUGGAGGACGAGAUGGGCUCAAAACUCUCAACACAGUGGAGUGUUACAACCCCCGCAGCAAGAGCUGGAGCGUUAUGCCCCCAAUGUCCACGCACAGACACGGCCUGGGCGUUGCAGUGUUAGAAGGCCCCAUGUAUGCAGUGGGAGGUCAUGAUGGUUGGAGUUAUCUCAGUACGGUGGAGCGCUGGGACCCUCAAGCUCGCCAAUGGAGCUUUGUUGCAUCCAUGGCAACACCUCGAAGCACUGUGGGAGUUGCAGUGUUAAACAGCAAGCUAUAUGCUGUGGGUGGACGUGAUGGAAGUUCAUGUCUGAAAUCAGUGGAGUGUUUUGAUCCUCACACCAACAAAUGGAGCAGCUGUGCUCCCAUGUCUAAACGCAGAGGCGGUGUUGGUGUAGCAACGUGGAAUGGUUUUCUGUAUGCUAUCGGUGGCCAUGAUGCCCCAGCUUCAAGCUUAGCAUCUCGACUGUCAGACUGCGUCGAAAGGUAUGACCCAAAGACAGACAUGUGGACAGCAGUAGCUCCCAUGAGCCUCAGCAGAGAUGCUGUGGGGGUGUGUCUUCUGGGGGACCGUCUUUAUGCUGUUGGUGGUUAUGAUGGUCAGGUGUAUCUAAAUACCGUGGAAGCUUAUGACCCCCAAACCAAUGAGUGGACACAGGUGGCGCCGUUGUGUUUAGGUCGAGCCGGAACUUGUGUGGUUGCAGUUAAGCUUUGAAAUGCCUCCUGCUGUCAAUCAUCUCCAUGGUGACCGUCUUACAGUGCAAGCCUCCAGUGCUCUGGUUGUAGUGUCUCCAGACAGAUCUGAGCAUCUGCUGACCAGAGCAGAGAAAAUCACUGACAUACGGCUGAAUACUCAACUGUGGUCUUCCUUUAUGCCUUCUAGUAUGUAUUUAUCUAUUAAAAGCAGUUUAUUUUAUAGCUGUGCACAUCAAGAGCGAGAGCGAGUCCAUCUCUGAUGAACAGGUUUAUUCAAUUUAAUGUCUAUGUCCAGCCAUUUGUCUGUCUAUCUAUAUAUCCCUCCGUGUUUCAUGUUUCCUAUACAGUCACCACCAUUUUAUAUAUAUAUAUAUAUAUAUAUAUAUAUACUAAGUAUAUAUACUAUAUAUAUACAUACUAAUAUAUAUUAAGAAUAGAAAAAAUUUAUCAUGGUUUCCACAAAAUAAUUUAAGCAGUACUGCAGCUGUUUUCAUUGAUAAUAAAAAAUGUUUCCAAAUGAGCAUUUGUGACCCUGGACCACAAAACCAGUCAUAAGUAGCACUGGUGUAUUUGUAGCAAUAGCCAACAAUACAUUGUAUGGGUCAAAAUGUUCGAUUUUUCUUUUAUGCCAAAAAUCAUUAGGAUAUUAAGUAAAGAUCUUGUUCUAUGAAGAUAUUUUGUCAAUUUCCUACCGUAAAUAUAUAAAAAUUUAAUUUUUGAUUAGUAAUAUGCAUUGCUAAGGACUUCAUUUGGACAACUUUAAAGGCGAUUUUCUCAAUAUUUAGAUUUUUUUGCACCCUCAGAUUCCAGAUUUUCAAAUAGUUGUAUCUUGGCCAAAUAUUGGCCUAUCCUAAAAAAUGUAAAUUGACCCGUAUGAAUGGUUUUGUGGUCCACGGUCAUAUAUUAGAAUGAUUUCUGAAGGAUCAUGUGACACUAAAGACUGAAGACUGGAGUAAUGACUGCUGAAAAUUCGGCUUUGCCAUCACAGGAAUAAAUUACAUUUAAAAAUAUAUUAAAAUAGAAAACAGAUAUUUUAGAUUGUAAUAAUUUUUUUUCACAAUAUUUCUUUUUUACUGUAUUUGUGUUGAGCCCAAAAGACUUCUUUCAGACUUCUUAGAUGUAUAUACAUCUAUGUAUGUAUGCAUUUAUUUAUUUACAACUAAAUAUUACACUUAGAUAGCAUUAUUUUGGUAGCUUAUUUGCAUCACCCGAAUUUACAACUACAAUAUUUAAUACAUCACAGAGAAGAAACAGAGUGGAAAUGAUAAAAAAAUAUUCAGAGUCAAUUAAAACAUAACUAUAAUGUGCACAGACAAAUUUUCUCUGUAGAAAUGGCCUGUUGUCUAAGAAUAGCCGGAGUGCAGUAAAGUGUCUCUAGGGAGAACUAGAGUGCUGGAGAGAGAACUAGAAAACUAGUGUAUGUGUGUGUGUUUCCUUCUGUCUAUUUUAAAAUCAAGCAUUAUUAUUAAUGCUUUAGCAGUGAAAUCAAAAGUGACAGUGGUUCUUGAUGAGAUUUUCAUCUUCAUGCAGGCAGGGUCAGAACAAAAGGCCUGUAGUAGAAAAGAAAGAUUUUGAGAUUUGAUCAAAUGGUAUUGAUCAAUGAGCAGCUUCUGCGAUAGUCUAGCAAUUUGUCUAUAUUAGACAGGCAAAUAGAAUGGAGAGUAUGGGGAGAAAAGAUACGAGAGAGGAACGUAGGUAGAAGCUAUGGAUGGAAAGACCAAAAUUGGGAAGAAAGAGAAGAGAUUGAAAUCGUGCCGCAUGCUGAGAGUGGAAUUCACUUUGACAUUAUCAGCCCAUCGUAAGCGCGCGUGUCUUUAUAUUUAAUUUACCUGCCCAAACACAGUCUGAGCAUAUCAGCAAUAUUGCAUGGGAAUAUUGUAAUUAUACCUACAAGGGAGUAACACAAUCCUUCAUUAUACCGUGCCCUUAUUCCCCAACUCCCUUCAAGCUCCGAGAAAGAACAUCAUAACAAGGUCUAAUGCAUAUUCAGAACUCUGAAUCAUUCUAUUUUUUGAAUUUAGAAACGCAUCCCAGUGCUGAGUGGAGGAAGUUAACCACACAAACUGAGAUGCUGUUCCCCUGCUGAGCAAAGGAAAGCUUUAGUGAAAGAUUAAAGAUCAUUGUAAAUAAUGGUUAUUGUGGGGUUUUUCCUCAUGGCUUACACAAUGUUUUAUUUAUAGUAUUUCUAUUUUUGCAUGAUGAUUCAUCUCCACAAUAACAGCUGGAUUCUGGGUCACUGUCCAUUUAAUGGAAAUCAAUUCUGCUGGAGAUCAGAACAAAAUCAAAAAGACCAGAUUAACCACGAUUUAGAUUUACAUCCCACAUUCCAUCUCUCUUUCAAUGAACUGCAGAUACAUGGAAAAAAUAUACUAUACACAAAUAUCAGUUCAUCAGCAUGAGACAUGAACAUUCAGUUUGGAAUAUUGUUUUGGUUAUUGUACAAAAUUAAUGAUUUUUAUAACCUUCCCUCCCUCAUGUGCACUGUAAAUUUUUUGUAAAAGUAAAAUAUCUAAACAUUCUUAAAAAAAAUAAUAAUAAUUUAAGAAGCAAAAUAGUUUAAGAAAUUAAAGGAAUAGUUCACCCAAAAAUGAAAAUUUGCUAAAGAUUUACUCACCCCCAGGCCAUCCAAGAUAUAGAUGAGUUUGUUUCUUCAUCUCAUCGUUGACUCGUUUCAGACUGCAUCUGAAAUAAAUUAUAGUUCUGCCAUUGGCAGUUUGUUUUAAGCAUAACUCUAGCCAAAUUCAGUGAGGUUUCUGCAAUGAACAAUAAAAAACAAUUUGCCAGUGGGUUUUGAAAAUAAUCUUAUGGGUUUAAAAAAAAAAAAACAUUCUCUAUUUUUCUUCCCAAGUACAUUUAUCUUGUUCAAUGAAUGUUUUAAAACAAACAAACAAAAAUAUUGACUUAAGUAAGUUAUUUUUGCAGUAUACCCAGAGCGUUUUCUUUGAUGGUGAGAUCGAUUUUUUAUUUUUUUUUUCUCUGCAGAUCAGUACAGAAUUUAAGCUUUAGAGUUUUAAACCAGCUCUUUGGAUCUCUUCAGUGCACUUUUCAUUUUGCACAACUAUGUCUGGUUUCCACUCAGGGUAUCUGUUUCUGUUCACCAGUCUCAUUUUUUUCCUCCUUUAUCUGUCCGUUUCUUUUUUAGUCAGUUGUGUGUGUGUAUAUCUACUCGUGCAUCACUGUCUUUGUCUUGGAGAAAAGUGUCAUGUUUUGUGUGUGCGUUUGUGUUUUCAUGGCACACUCUUAAACCCCAUACUGAGUACAAAGUGCAGCUUGAGAAGUCAGAGAAAACAGUUUUGGUAUUUUGAUCUAGUUUUCUAAAUCCCAAGAUCCAUUUCAGUGUUUUAAAUGAAGAAAGAGAAGUGCACAGAUUAGCAUAUGAAAAGAAACAGAAAUAAAUGAUGGAACAAUUUAGAUCAGAGAUAUUAAAAGUAGAAAAUAUAGAGCAAGAGAGCACCAGAUACUGUUUACAAUAGAAUAUUCACACUAGAUUCUCUUCAUUCAGUCGAUAUCAGAAACUGUAAAACCGUUAUUGCUGUAGUGUUAUUUUGUCAUCAUACUGUUGUUAUUCAUUUUAUAUUUCAUCAUUAUGCUGUUCAUCAUUUUGUCAUACUUGUGCAGCUAUGAGAUUUAUGCGAUAAAAGUACAUGAAAUAUUUUCAGAGGAAGAAUUGUAUUGGUUUGGUUUGUGAGGGACAAACAAUAAUAUCUCUAAAAACCAUGAUGGUCAGUGUUAUUUAUAUAUUAUUGCACAUUUAAAGUGUCAAGUGUCAUGGUCCUCUUAUGUGUGUUCUGUUAUUGACAGGUUUCCAUAUAUUAAUUAUUAUCUUGCACUAUAUUCAUAUUCAGCUAAAGCAGAGCCUGUCCUCGUAGUCAUUUUUUGAAAAUGAUAAAUAUUUUCAAACUGGCUAAUCACAGUUUUGCUUCAUUUGUUUUGGUUUUCAUAUAUAUUGGGAAUGUAUAGUAUAUCAUAAGAUAUUACAGUAUCAAAGAAAAAAUUAUCACACGUGAAAAUGUACAAUACAACACAUACUUACUCUUUACAGUAUUAAAUUGAAUCUUAUGAAAAAAAAUGUUAACAGUUUGUAAAAAUGAUCCCAUUUAAUUCCAUUGUAUUUGAAUUGUAAUUACAUCUGGCUACACACACCCACAAACAUACAGUAUUUAUGAUUGGAAUAUUUAUAUAUUCAUGAGGCUGAGUUACAUCUAAUUGUGCAACAUUAUCACUGAAUACACUACUGUUAUGUGUAUUUUUUAUAUAUAUAUUUGUCAUCUUUUUUUUAUAUAAAUACUGGAAGCUGUGUCAGUGAAAUAAGUGAGUGAUCUCAGGAGGAAUCUCUCUUAAAUGUUAUGCAUAUUGUUGCAUAUUGUUAUGUAUAUGUUGUAGUUUGAUCAUGGAUGCAUCUCUCACUUGUGCAGAGCUUGCUACCUGUAUGAUGAUGGGAGGCAUGCAAUUUUUUAUUGUAAUAUGAAUUGCUGUCCAUGCAAUUGUUUUUCUUAUGCAGUACAUUUCACAGUGUAUUGUUUGAUUUAUGACUAUUUUUGGUUAUUAAACUGCAAAAGAAUGUC
Messenger RNA from Onychostoma macrolepis, 13511 nucleotides. It is a transcript of the gene klhl5, whose product is annotated as kelch-like family member 5. The transcript has 14 exons. Gene Ontology annotation, molecular function: protein binding. The record is from RefSeq and is a predicted model, not a curated record. Lineage: Eukaryota; Metazoa; Chordata; Actinopteri; Cypriniformes; Cyprinidae. Bases 7259 to 8965 code for a protein of 568 amino acids.